AUGCCUGGUACUGUUGCAGUCCUUAAGACGAGUCAUGUUCGUAUCGGUGCACAGAUGGACGAGUCUCAAGCUUAUUUUCAUAGACUAUUCUGGACGUUUCCACCAUGUAUCGAGGCAUUUCGUCAUUGCAAGCCCCUAGUUAGUAUUGACGACACCUAUCUCUAUGGCAAGUAUGGGGGGACGUUGCUUGUCGCGAUUGCACAGGACGGGAACUCCAACAUACUCCCUGUGGCAUUCGCAUUAGUCGAGGGUGAGAAUGCUGAGUCGCAUAACGGCAUCAAGGCCGCGCUUGAGGCUCCUGAUGGAGGAUGGUUACCUCCGUCUGCAUAUCGGGCAUUUUGCAUUCGACAUGUAGUGGCAAAUUUCGCCCUAACCUUCAAGGGCAAAGACGCAAGGAGGCUACUUGUGAAUGCGGCGUACGCUAAAACUGAGGUCGAGUUCCAUUACUGGUUUGAUAUUCUGAGGUCUGAAGACCCAGCGAUGUGUGACUGGGGGAACCAGAUUGAGUAUUCAUUGUGGACACAACAUUGUGAUGAGAGGCGUAUAUUUGGACACAUGACGACGAAUAUCUCUGAGUGUGUGAACUCAAUCUUCAAGGGUGUCAGAAACCUUCCUAUGUACUCGCUAGUGAAGGCAACAUACGAAAGGUUGGCCGAAUUAUUUGUUCGCAAAGGGAAAGAGGCUGAGGCGCAGCAGGGAACCGGACAACAAUUUAGUCAGCACUUGGUGAAGUGUAUAGAGGCCAACUUGAAGACGGCUAGGUGCUUCACGGUGACUUUGUAUGACAGGGAUAACUCCGAGUUCACCGUCGCAGAGACAAUUCCUACUGGUUCUUUCUCACUGGGUAGCUAUAGAGUUUUGCUUGCAUCUCAGACAUGUGACUGCAGAUACUUCCAGGCACUUCAUUUCCCGUGUCUCCACGCACUGGCAUGCUGUGCCUACUCACGGCUUACAUGGGAGCCUUACGUCCACCAGGUGUAUCGUCUUAGUUCGGUCUUCAGUGUGUAUCGGAUGGGUUUCACACCUCCCAUUCCGGAGGAUUUCUGGCCACCAUAUGACGGGCCGACUGUCAUCCCAAACCCGAAUAAGAGGCGUGCGAGAGAGGGUCAUCCGAGGUCCACUCGGAUACGGACCAAUAUGGACAAGGCAGACCCGAACCGGCCAAAGAGAUGUGGACUUUGUCGGCAGCCCGGUCACACACGUCGGAGUUGCCUACAACUCCGAUGA
Messenger RNA from Arachis stenosperma, 1227 nucleotides. RefSeq lists its product as uncharacterized. Gene Ontology annotation, molecular function: zinc ion binding. The record is from RefSeq and is a predicted model, not a curated record. The transcript is spliced from 2 exons. Lineage: Eukaryota; Viridiplantae; Streptophyta; Magnoliopsida; Fabales; Fabaceae. Bases 1 to 1227 code for a protein of 408 amino acids.